AUGGUCAGCAGGUGGGAUGGUUAUGGAACAAAUGCGGCAAACGGAGCAACUAUGAUUGUGGAUUAUAGCUACGCCAUGUUUGACUGUCUCGAGUUCGCGAUACAACCUCAACAAGUGAUUAUGAAUGGUGUUGAUGUGACGGCAUAUGCUUAUCGUAAUACUGAAAACUAUGUCUAUUUUGCUUUGGCUUGGUGGUACUAUAAUAGCAGAAUGGAUUGGCAAGGCACGACACCGGCCACCUUCUAUGCUGGAUUCCUCCAGCCAUGGACUGAUUUCUAG
This is a messenger RNA of Penicillium malachiteum, 279 nucleotides long. RefSeq lists its product as uncharacterized. NCBI's taxonomy places the organism in Eukaryota, Fungi, Ascomycota, Eurotiomycetes, Eurotiales, Aspergillaceae. The transcript is spliced from 2 exons. The coding region runs from base 1 to 279 and encodes 92 amino acids. The record is from RefSeq and is a predicted model, not a curated record.